Cavia porcellus (domestic guinea pig) is the source of this 3175-nucleotide messenger RNA. It is a transcript of the gene Bmp15, whose product is annotated as bone morphogenetic protein 15. Gene Ontology annotation, molecular function: growth factor activity; cytokine activity. Bases 384 to 1745 code for a protein of 453 amino acids. Lineage: Eukaryota; Metazoa; Chordata; Mammalia; Rodentia; Caviidae. Gene Ontology annotation, cellular component: extracellular region. The record is from RefSeq and is a predicted model, not a curated record. The transcript is spliced from 4 exons.
UGAUACUCCCAGUGAGUUCGUGUUUGAGUCAAGAUCCAAAAAUUUGCAUUCUUAGCAAUCAUCCCAGAUAGUUUCACUACAAAUUAGCAACAGACCGUAUUUUGGGAAGUGCUACAUUAGAGGCAUAGAAAUGGGACAGGAGCAAGAGCCCUGUGGCCCUUUAAGGCUUGAUUAAGGGCAUGUGUUUAAAGCUGUAGUGAUUAGCAGGCCAAAAGUAUUUAUUUCACCCUCUGGGCUAAGGUCAACAGGCCAAGUCUGGAGACCUGCUUUGGCUUUGGAGAUCUUUGCAUAGAAAGCAAAAUAGGACCUGCCCACCCCCCUUUUUUUUCUUGGCCCAUCUUUGGUGGUUGUGGAGCUAGGCUAUCACCUAGCUCCAUACCUGCAUGAAAGAAGGGUCACAGUGUUGUUAUCCUUUGGGUUUAGGUUGGAAGCUAUUGCUGAAUAUCAAGCCUUUCAAGAUGGUUAUCCACAGCAAUCUUAGACUCCUCUUUCUUUUUGUACUGAUGCUUUAUUUGGAAGACAGAGUCCAAAUGGCAGAGGUGGGACAGACCUCUAUUAACUUCCAGGCUGAGAGUCCUAACUUGCCACCUGAUGUAACCCCUGUAAUGCCCCUUGUUGAGAAGCUGCUAGAAGAAACCCCAGGAAAGGAACAGAGAAAGCCAGACCUCCAAAGGCCUCCCCUGCAGUACAUGCUGGAGUUGUACCAGCGUUCAGCUGACUCGGAUGGGCACCCUAGGAAAAACCGUACAGUUGGGGCCACUAUGGUGAGGCUGGUGAUGCCCUCAGCCAAUAUAGCAAGGCAUCUUAGAGGUCUGAAAGGACAUUUCCACACCAGAAAGCCUGCUGGAAGUUUAAGCUGGGUUCCUUUCCAGGGAGAGGGGAACAGAUAUAUGGGUUCCUGGCAUAUAUGGACCCUGAACUUUCUACUAGGACGUAACCGGGUAGCUUACCAACUAGUGAGAGCCACUGUGGUUUACCGCCAUCAACUCUACCUAGCUCCCUUCAGCCUCUCCUGCCAUGUGGAGCCAUGGGUCCCCAAAAUCCCAAAUAACAACUCUUCAGGAAGAGAUUCCUCACAGCCAUCCCUGAUGUCUGAAACCUGGACAGAAAUGGAUAUCACCCAACACAUUCAGCAGAGGCUCUGGAAUCUCAAGGGACAGAGGGUCCUACGGCUCCGUUUUAUGUGUCAGCAGCAAAACAGUAGCAAGGUUCUUGAGUUCCGCUGGCAUGGCAUUUUGUCCGUGGAUGUUGCCUUCUUGCUACUUCAUCUUAAUGAUACUCAUAAAACUGCUCAGAAGGCUGAACUUGUUCCUAGUGGCCUGGAGAAGUUUAUAAAAGGGGAAUCUUUUCUCUUGAGGAAAGCUCGGCAGAUAGACAGUGUUGCAUCUGAGCUUUCUGCCUCCUCCUGGGAACUGGAUAAGUCUGAAAAUAACCAGUGUUCCCUCCACCCUUACACAGUCAGCUUCCGUCAGUUGGGCUGGGAUCAUUGGGUCAUUGCUCCCCACCAUUAUACCCCAAAUUACUGUAAGGGAACUUGCCCUCGAGUACUACACUACGGUCUCAAUUCCCCCAAUCAUGCCAUCAUCCAGAACCUUAUUAAUGAGCUGGUGAACCAGAGUAUCCCUCAGCCUUCCUGUGUCCCUUAUAAGUAUGUUGCCAUGAGUAUUCUUCUUGUUGAGGCAAAUGGAAGUAUUUUGUACAAAGAACAUGAGGGUAUGAUUGCACAGUCCUGCACAUGUAGGUGAGAAUGAAAGUACAGCUCACUGUGGAUUCACAUGAAAUUGGAAAAUGGUUUAAAAGAAAUAAAUAUCACUGUUAAAGCUGAAAUAGCUUUCUCUCAAUCUGUACGUUCUCUUCCUUGCCUCAAGUGUUGGUACUUCAUUUUCCUUCUUUUGCAAGCUAUUCAGUUUAUAAAGUUGUUUUGAUACCAAUCUUCUGGCAUGCAUAACUAUGAUUUCACCACCCUUGAGAGCCUUUAAUUCCUGGGUAUAAAAUGCUCUUUUGAGGGGCUGGGGAUUUAGCUCAGCGGCAUAAGCACCUGCCUUGUACGCAGGCAGUCAUGAGUUCGAUCCCAAAAAUGAAAAAGACCAAAAAAAAUGCUCUUUUGGAGAUGUGCGUUUUUUUGUUCUUGUUUUUGUUUUGUUAUUUAAAUGACAUUAUCUGAAGUCUUGGCUCAUAAUGUUAAACUUUACAAAAUUUCCUGGAAAAACCUAAGGAAGGUGAAGUCUUCCUAGUAUCCAUUUUCUUAUUUAGGGUGGUAAACGUGGCUUUAGAUUUUAUUUAUUUAUUGGUACCAAGAGUCAAACUUAUGACCUCAUGCUUGCCAGGCAGGCACCAUGACACUGAGCUAUAUCCUGGCACUUGGUUUAAAUUUUAUAAUCUCUUUUUUUCCCCUCUAACUCCUAGAAAUCACUAGCAACUCCCUACUUCUGUGCUUGUGCUGCCUUCUACUGUAUCUUAUCUCAGAUGUACUAGAAAACUUUAUAUGAAACAAAUUACUGAAACCUUUUAGCUAUCAUGUCAGGCUUUUUUUCUUAGCCUCUGAAUGUGAGAAAAGUACAUAGGACCCCUUCCUGUCCUAGCAUAAAUACAGCAGCCUUCAAUGAGGCUUACAAAAUAUGAGUAUGGAACUCUGAGAGCAACCACUCCAGACUUUUAGGGUGAAAAGAGAUGUAAUUGAUUGCAAUUAUGCAAGAAGGAGUUACUUUAAACCUUCUAUGGAGCAAAUCUUAUAGGGUAUUUUCUUUAUGUAACACUUAAAUCUUAUUAAUAACUCUACAAUGAAAUUUGCUUAAUGGCUCAAAGCCAGGAGACCUGACUGGAGAUGGGGGUAGCAGGCUUGUGUGUGUGGGUAUAUGAAAGUUUGUGAGGCCUGAAUUUGCCUGGUUUACGUGUGUAGAGGGACUAUGGUGAGAGUUCUUAAUGUCUGAGAAAGGCAUGGACCUCUGCUUUGGAUUUAAUGAUGGCUGCAAUGUGACUCCUUUUUACUGCCUUGAAUUUCUGUGAAACCUAAUCUGUUUAUGGAAGGUACAGGGCUCACUUGAUAUGUUAUCCAUGAAUCCUUGACUUGUGCAAAUCCCCAGGGAAAUCACUGGAAGGAUAUGGUUAGUUGUGGCUAAUGUUAUGGAUUUUCUUUUCUUUAUUAAAAAUUAUUUUUAUGUUUAUGUUGUAUAUA